Molecule: messenger RNA, 2253 nt
Organism: Colletotrichum graminicola M1.001
Lineage: Eukaryota; Fungi; Ascomycota; Sordariomycetes; Glomerellales; Glomerellaceae
Product: FHA domain-containing protein
Exons: 2
Coding region: 1-2253 (750 amino acids)
Cellular component (GO): cytoplasm
Molecular function (GO): protein binding
Source: RefSeq, a predicted model, not a curated record
AUGACUGCCGUAGCGAGCCCUCCUAGCUUCCAGCAACUCAAUCGACCGGGAUGGAAUGUUAAUGGCGGACAAAGUCUGAAUUCAAUGAAUCCAGAAGACGUCAGAGGCAUGUUCGUGCCGCGGAAGACGUUGCAGAGAAGCAACUCAUCCUCGUCUGUCGCCUCCACGUCGUCGAACUCAUCAACCACCACGGUCGCCACGAACGCCUCGCAACCAAAUGGCACCCCGGCGUCUACGAACUCCGACAUGAGUUCGUGGUCCAGCACCGCAUCGCGGAAACGCCCGCAGCCCAAAAACGGCCCUUGGCCGCCGAGCAAGCCAGAAGGCCAGGCCGAGUUCGGCAGGCCGGUCAUGCGUUCGCCAAUGAACGGAAUCAACGGCAAUUCAUCGUUGCAGGCUCUACCAGGGCAGCCACAAAUGAUGUCGCAACAAGGGCUUGCCGCAAGACCUGCUGGCGAUCCCAUGCCCAGCGGCCAGCCCGUUCUCUAUCUCCUGUCGCUCAACGGCACAUUCGAGCGCAAGACCAUAUCGGUGCCAUUCUACCCGGAAAGCCUUCGUAUUGGCCGACAGACGAACCAGAAAACGAUCCCAACAGCCACAAACGGCUACUUCGAUAGCAAAGUCCUAUCCAGGCAGCACGCUGAAAUUUGGGCAGAUCGCAUGGGCAAGAUUUACAUUCGCGAUGUCAAGUCAUCCAACGGAACCUUCGUCAACGGGACGCGUCUUUCGCAAGAGAACCGUGAAUCCGAACCACACGAAUUACAGACAGGAGAUCAUCUAGAGCUGGGAAUCGAUAUCGUGAGCGAGGAUCAAAAGACCGUCGUUCACCACAAGGUUGCCGCCAAAGUCGAGCAUGCUGGCUUCAUGACACCCUCCAGCAACGUUAUGGAUAUGAGCUUUGGCGACUUGGAUCCGGCUAACGGUGGCAUGAUGAUGCCUUCACCGGGACCAAUGCCGUAUCGCGGUCGCACGGGAAGCAACGCGUCAAUGGCCAGCAACGGCCGUAUGAUGGCUCCCCAGAACAUGGCCGGCAUGCCCCCAAGUGGCGGAGUUGCUCGUGGAUUCUUACUGACGCCCAUUACCACGGAGCACAUCGUAAAACGCUUACAUAACGAGAUGCGAAGUGCGCGACUACAGUCUCAAGACUUGUCAAGGACGGGCCACUUCAUUCAUGCUUUGCUGAGCAAGGAAGAUGUCAAGGAUCUCGAGAAACCCGAGGCACCAGAAGCCCCCAAGCAGCUCCCUAACGGCAACGCCUUGCCAUUCCGUAACGAUGCAAAGACGAGAUUCUCCGACCCGCCUGCUCCUCCGCCUCAACAGCCCCUUCCGGAGAAACCUGAUGUGCCUUCCCUCAAACGAGGUACCACUGAGCGACCCAAGACGAACAGCACUCCGUCGCCCGUGGGACGCGACAAUCUGCACCAGAUCAUCCAGCUAACCGAGGCUCUGAACAAUGCUAAGAAGGAGAUGGAUACCCAGACUGCCCGGAUUAAGGAUCUGGAGGACAUGUUGCGCAGAGAACGCGAAGCACGCGAGCUUGCCGAAGAUAUGGCAAAGAUACUCGAGGACAGUGCUCCUAAGGAACUGAACGGCGGGCCCAAAGAACACGACACCGAGACUAUACUUGAAGAAGCUUUUGAGCCUCCCCGUGAGGCUUUAGAGGCCCAUGACAUCGAAAUGACAGAUGCCGAACCACUUGUCAAGGAGCCGGCACCGGAGAGCGCUGAAGAGAUUGCUGCUCGUUUCCAAGUCAAGAUCGAUACCAUGAUGACCGAGAUGAGCGAUCUCAAGCAGCAGAUGGAAGCUUGGAGGCAAAGAUGUGAGAAGGCUGAGAUGGAACGCGAUGUCGACCGCAAGACCUUGUCAGAGAUGGUUGCAAAGAUCCGAAGAGACGAAGAAGCUAGGCAGUCAGCAGCUGCGGCAGAGAAAAUUCGGUCUCCAUCCCGUGGGCGGCGCGGUCGCAGUGAAAGAGCCACCGAGAAGACUACUACCGUGGUCCAGACAGACGUAUCUAACGAGUCGACGCCCGCGCCAAGCCAGACAGAGUCCCCCUUGGACGAUCCCAGCGACAAGCCUACGCUAUCGCGGGCUAACACUAUCACGCCACUUACCAUACCACCGGGCAAGCUGGCGAAAGAUCAGGCUAUGAUGGCCGGCGUCCCCUACGCCUCUAUGCUGGGUGUGGUGAUCAUAGGAAUGGGCCUCAUGGCCUACAUCAACGGCUGGCAACCCGAACCAACUUCCCGUCACUGA